AGCUAUCUCAUUCGACUAAACUAGAUGAGACAGAGGUCAGUUUGAUUAUUUAUAGUUGAUCACUCUGGGAACUAGCUAGUUUAUUAUUACCAGUUCAUACUUGGAAGUCCUCGUUAUCUGCAAGCAUAAUAAGCACGUUCUGUAUACAAUCUUUUACUGUUUUAAAAUCCCACUAUUACUGUUUCGAGUAUUUUCUUUUACUGUAGGAAUCCAUUUGGCAAUUAAUAUACAUUUCUUGAAAUUAAUCAAUCAAAGCAACUGCAACAUUUAGUAAUUACCACAUAUAGAUAUAAUGGAUGACACAGAAAGUAAUGCAAGUAGGAGGCUAAGUUGUGAAGCUUUGGGAAAGAGAGCCAAACUUGGUCAAGUAUAUAGCAAGAGGAAGCAUUGCUAGGCUAUCCAUAAAUACCAAAAAGCUUUGCCCUAGAAAGAAUGACUCUAAUGAGCAGCAAAGAAUAACCAGCAUUGUAAGUAAUGCAUCAAGCAAUCACACAAUAUCCUCAUUCAGCACUAUUGUCCUACUGGCUUAGUGUAAUUGUCACUGCCGAGAAAUGAAGCCUCUCAAAAACAAGCCAUCUUUGUUUUCACCAUUUUGGUCAUCUUCUACUUCUUCUUCUUCGGUUUUGAUUCUAGUGCUUGUAGCUCUCAUUUGCACGUUGGGCGUCACAAGUUCGUUUUCAUGGUCAUGGAGAGUUGGUAACGUACUGGGUACUGACUACUCUUCAUCACUAGCUUUCUCAACAAAAGCAAGGCCUAGUUCUCAAGUAGUGCGUGAGGAAGCGGCAGCAGAAGCUCAUCCUAUUGUCAGUCCUUCAUCAAAUGAUUCAGAACCAAAUGAAACAGUACAUCUUCCCCCCAAUCAAAUUGUAGAGAAACAAGAGGUAGUGUUGAAUGAUAAAGAAUUUGGUGAAAUUAAUGCUACUUCUGCAUCUGAAACAAUAAGUAUAAAAAGAUACAGCAGGUUAGAGAAACUUGAAGCAAGUUUGGCUGGAGUUCGGGCAUCCAUAAGAGAAGCUGCUCGAGUACGAAAUCUGACUUCUACCCAUGAAGAUCCAGACUAUGUUCCUCAAGGUCCAAUAUAUAGAAAUGCAAAUGCUUUUCACAGGAGUUACUUGGAGAUGGAAAGGCUGUUCAAGAUAUAUGUAUAUCAAGAAGGAGAUCCACCCAUAUUUCAUAAUGGUCCUUGCAAGAGCAUAUAUUCUACAGAGGGAAGGUUCAUUCAUGAAAUGGAAAUGGACAAUACUUAUAGGACCACAAACCCAGACGAAGCCCUUGUUUAUUUUCUUCCAUUCAGUGUGGUGAUGUUGGUUCAGUACCUCUAUGUGGCCGAGUCCCAUGACACUGAAUCCAUUGGUCGUGCUGUGGUUGACUAUGUCAAUGUCAUCUCUGAUAAACAUCCCUUUUGGAAUCGAAGCCUUGGUGCUGACCACUUUAUGCUUUCCUGCCAUGAUUGGGGGCCUCGCACAUCUUCUUAUGUUCCUCAGCUAUACCACAAGUCCAUAAGGGUACUAUGCAAUGCAAACACUUCGGAAGGAUUCAAUCCUUCCAAAGAUGUGUCAUUUCCAGAAAUCCACCUCCGAACUGGCGAAACCAAAGGACUUCUCGGUGGUCUCUCCCCCUCUCGCCGGUCAAUUCUCGCCUUCUUUGCAGGCCGGCUGCAUGGCCACAUAAGGUACCUGCUUUUAAAUGAAUGGAAAGAAAAAGACCAAGAUGUGCAAGUUUAUGACCAACUUCCCCAUGGAAUAUCCUAUGAGUCAAUGUUAAAGCAGAGCAAGUUCUGCUUGUGCCCCAGCGGUUACGAAGUGGCGAGCCCAAGAAUUGUAGAAGCCAUCUACGCAGAAUGCGUGCCGGUCUUGAUUUCGGAUAAUUAUGUUCCACCGUUCAGUGAUGUUUUAGACUGGAAGUCAUUUUCAGUCCAAGUACAAGUGAAGGAUAUACCAAAUAUCAAAACAAUACUAAUGGGAAUAUCUCAGAGCCAGUACUUGAGAAUGCAUAGGAGAGUGAAGGUGGUGCAGAGGCAUUUUGUGGUGAAUGGACCUUCCAAGAGAUAUGACGUUUUCAAUAUGAUUGUUCAUUCUAUUUGGCUCAGGAGGUUGAAUAUCCGCAUUGAGGAUCAGGUCGAAUAGAAGCUACAUGUAUAAGCUUUUUAUCUAAUUGGGAGGCAAUUUUUUUCAUUAAGCGAUCAACCCUUCAGUUGUUUUAACUUUUAACAUACAACAAGAAGAGAAGGAAAGAAAAUAAUACA
This is a messenger RNA of Rosa rugosa (rugosa rose), 2245 nucleotides long. RefSeq names its product probable glycosyltransferase At5g03795. Lineage: Eukaryota; Viridiplantae; Streptophyta; Magnoliopsida; Rosales; Rosaceae. Gene Ontology annotation, molecular function: glycosyltransferase activity. The record is from RefSeq and is a predicted model, not a curated record. The transcript has 4 exons. Bases 552 to 2126 code for a protein of 524 amino acids.